AUCUAUCAAUACUUUUAUAAAAAAAAGUAAAUUUAUUUAAAUUUUAGCGAAUAUUUACUGUUAAAAAUGAAUACUUUAGAAGAAAGCGUUGACCAAAGAAAAAACGAUUAGCAAAAUUAAAAUAAGGAAGUUACUAAAAAUGGUCUCUGUAAGUAAUAUAUACACGGAUAAUGCUAAAGGGCUUAAUGUCCUUAUUCUCAUGACGAUAGCAAAAUUAAAAGAUGCACAAAAUUUUAAUAAAAUUCUCAUUGCAAAUUUGGAGAUUAAUGUGAUUUUUCUCACAAAGCUGAUCCUAACAAAAGCUAACAAUAGCAAAUUUGCGGUCAUUUCUUAUAAGGUUAGUGCAGAUUCGGAGAUAGUUGCUAAAAUAAGCAUGUCUACUUGAGAUGUGUUUCCUUUGAUUAAGGAUUUUGUCCUCAAGGUCCUGAUUGCCAAUUUGUACAUGUUACAUUAAAAUUAUGCAAAGAUUAUGUAUAUGGAUAUUGUCCUAAGGGAAAUAAGUGUGAUAAGGCCCAUCCAAAAGCAUUUAGUCCAAUAGAUUUAGAGUUUUAUUAGCAGCAAUAUUAAAGAGAAUAAUUAAUUUAAUGUCAUUUAUGUUAAGAAAUUGGACAUAAAAAAACUUAGUGCUUUUUCUCAAGAGAAAUAGAUCCUAAUAAAACCAUAUUAUGUGGAUUAUGCGAACAAAACCAUAAGCUUAGUUAUUACUGUGCGCAAAGAAGAGUUCCAAUUUUUAAUAAUCAAGCAAAUCAAUGA
Molecule: messenger RNA, 753 nt
Organism: Tetrahymena thermophila SB210
Lineage: Eukaryota; Ciliophora; Oligohymenophorea; Hymenostomatida; Tetrahymenidae
Product: zinc finger C-x8-C-x5-C-x3-H type protein
Exons: 3
Molecular function (GO): metal ion binding; RNA binding
Source: RefSeq, a predicted model, not a curated record